Xenopus tropicalis (tropical clawed frog) is the source of this 699-nucleotide messenger RNA. RefSeq names its product kelch domain containing 2 (gene klhdc2). NCBI's taxonomy places the organism in Eukaryota, Metazoa, Chordata, Amphibia, Anura, Pipidae. The record is from RefSeq and is marked validated. The coding region runs from base 115 to 594 and encodes 159 amino acids. The transcript is spliced from 4 exons.
CCUAACAGUCCCUGUCCGCUAGUGUUUAUUUUUGACGUUUAUUAUUGUGAGACCGAUGACGUAAAUUCAUUGCGCUUUCAGGUCCUUCUUGGACUUGUAUCUAUUUGUUAAGGCAUGGCGGAUGAGAACGAACAGCCUCCGGCAGAUGCCGAUGGAGAGGAGGAGGAAGAGGAAGAUGAUGAUGAUGAUCUGGUUGAUGAAAGUAUCCCGGCUGAGCGCAGCGGCCAUGUGGCUGUCACUGACGGACAGAGCAUAUUUGUGUGGGGCGGAUACAAGAAUGCUCCAGUUAGAGGCUUUUAUGAUUUCUACUUGCCUAGAGAUGAAAUUUGGAUCUAUGAUAUGGAAAAUGGAAGCUGGCAGAGAGUAAAAACAAAGGGUGAAAUCCCUCUCUCAAUGUCCGGAAGCUGUGCUGCAUGUGUGGAUAAAGUGCUUUACCUGUUUGGGGGACAUCAUGCCCAUGGUAACACAAACAUGUUCUACAUGCUGAACUUGAAUCCAAGAGACGGAGAUCUAUUUUGGGAGAAGGUAGAUUGCAAAGGAAUUCCUCCUUCCCCAAAGGACAAGCUUGGUGUAUGGACCUAUAAAAACAAGUAAAUGCUUACUCUUUGCUGGUCCACAAGUUGUAACUAACAACAAAAUGUAUAUGAUGAAAUAUUUUGUAAUUUGGAAAUAAUUAAAGUUUUCUUUGUGGAGAGCAAA